UCAAGGCAAUUUUCUCGCGGUUUCUCUUGAUCCAAACAAAAAUGGAUGCUUUUUCUUCCUUCUUCGAGUCUCAAAAUGCAUCUCGAUGGAACUCUUUCAAGAACUUUAGCCAGAUCUCUCCCGUCGUGCAGUCUCAUCUUAAACAGGUUUAUCUCUCCUUAUGUUGUGCCCUUGUUGCAUCGGCCACUGGAGUCUACCUGCAUCUCCUCUGGAACAUUGGUGGUCUCCUUACAACUUUUGCAAUGCUGGGAUGCAUCUUUUGGCUGCUCUCAACCCCACCUUAUGAAGAGCGAAAGAGAGUUGGUCUACUGAUGGCAGCUGGCCUUUUUGAAGGGGCCUCAAUUGGUCCUUUGAUUGAUUUAGCCAUUCAGAUUGACCCAAGCAUUCUGAUCACAGCAUUUGUGGGAACUGGGUUAGCCUUUGCAUGUUUCUCAGUAGCAGCUAUGUUGGCAAAGCGAAGAGAAUAUCUUUAUCUUGGUGGCUUGCUUUCAUCAGGCCUGUCAAUGUUAUUCUGGUUGCAGUUUGCUUCCUCUAUCUUUGGGGGCUCAACAACUAUCUUCAAGUUUGAGCUGUACUUUGGGUUGUUGGUGUUUGUGGGAUACAUUGUGGUGGACACCCAGGAUAUAAUUGAGAAAGCUCACUUUGGCGAUCUGGACUAUGUGAAGCAUGCCCUGACCCUUUUCACUGACUUUGUUGCUGUUUUUGUCCGUAUUCUCAUUAUCAUGCUGAAAAAUGCCAGUGAGAAGAAUGAGAAGAAGAAGAAAAGAAGGGAUUGA
Molecule: messenger RNA, 776 nt
Organism: Pistacia vera
Lineage: Eukaryota; Viridiplantae; Streptophyta; Magnoliopsida; Sapindales; Anacardiaceae
Product: bax inhibitor 1-like
Exons: 6
Coding region: 42-776 (244 amino acids)
Cellular component (GO): membrane
Source: RefSeq, a predicted model, not a curated record